Macaca mulatta (Rhesus monkey) is the source of this 4687-nucleotide messenger RNA. The record is from RefSeq and is a predicted model, not a curated record. Lineage: Eukaryota; Metazoa; Chordata; Mammalia; Primates; Cercopithecidae.
AGAGCGCUUGGAGGACCUAAGAGGCGGUGGCCGGGGCCACGCCCCGGGCAGGAGGGCCGCUCUGUGCGCGCCCGCUCUAUGAUGCUUGCGCGCGUCCCCCGCGCGCCGCGCUGCGGGCGGGGCGGGUCUCCGGGAUUCCAAGGGCUCGGUUACGGAAGAAGCGCAGCGCCGGCUGGGGAGGGGGCUGGAUGCGCGCGCACCCGGGGGGAGGCCGCUGCUGCCCGGAGCAGGAGGAGGGGGAGAGCGCGGCGGGCGGCAGCGGCGCUGGCGGCGACUCCGCCAUAGAGCAGGGGGGCCAGGGCAGCGCGCUCGCCCCGUCCCCGGUGAGCGGCGUGCGCAGGGAAGGCGCUCGGGGCGGCGGCCGUGGCCGGGGGCGGUGGAAGCAGGCGGGCCGGGGCGGCGGCGUCUGUGGCCGUGGCCGGGGCCGGGGCCGUGGCCGGGGACGGGGACGGGGCCGGGGCCGGGGCCGCGGCCGUCCCCCGAGUGGCGGCAGCGGCCUUGGCGGCGACGGCGGCGGCUGCGGCGGCGGCGGCGGCAGCGGUGGCGGCGGCGCCCCCCGGCGGGAGCCGGUCCCUUUCCCGUCGGGGAGCGCGGGGCCGGGGCCCAGGGGAUCCCGGGCCACGGAGAGCGGGAAGAGGAUGGACUGCCCUGCCCUCCCCCCCGGAUGGAAGAAGGAGGAAGUGAUCCGAAAAUCUGGGCUAAGUGCUGGCAAGAGCGAUGUCUACUACUUCAGUCCAAGUGGUAAGAAGUUCAGAAGCAAGCCUCAGUUGGCAAGGUACCUGGGAAAUACUGUUGAUCUCAGCAGUUUUGACUUCAGAACUGGAAAGAUGAUGCCUAGUAAAUUACAGAAGAACAAACAGAGACUGCGAAACGAUCCUCUCAAUCAAAAUAAGGGUAAACCGGACUUGAAUACAACAUUGCCAAUUAGACAAACAGCAUCAAUUUUCAAACAACCGGUAACCAAAGUCACAAAUCAUCCUAGUAAUAAAGUGAAAUCAGACCCUCAACGAAUGAAUGAACAGCCACGUCAGCUUUUCUGGGAGAAGAGGCUACAAGGACUUAGUGCAUCAGAUGUAACAGAACAAAUUAUAAAAACCAUGGAACUACCCAAAGGUCUUCAAGGAGUUGGUCCAGGUAGCAAUGAUGAGACCCUUUUAUCUGCUGUUGCCAGUGCUUUGCACACAAGCUCUGCGCCAAUCACAGGGCAAGUCUCCGCUGCUGUGGAAAAGAACCCCGCUGUUUGGCUUAACACAUCUCAACCCCUCUGCAAAGCUUUUAUCGUCACAGAUGAAGACAUCAGGAAACAGGAAGAGCGAGUACAGCAAGUACGCAAGAAAUUGGAAGAAGCACUGAUGGCAGACAUCUUGUCGCGAGCUGCUGAUACAGAAGAGAUGGAUAUUGAAAUGGACAGUGGAGAUGAAGCCUAAGAAUAUGAUCAGGUUUGACAUGGAGUUGGAGGAAGAUAGCGCAUACAUUUGCAGUAUGAACUGUUGCCUCUGGACAUUGUGAGAAUCGUGCUUUCACCAGAAUUUCUAAGAAUUUCUGCUAAAUAUCAUCUAGCAUGUGUAAUUUUUUUUUCCUUGCCUGUGACUUGGACUUUUGAUAGUUCUGUAAGAAUAAGGCCUUUUCUUCCCUUGGACAUGAGUCAGAUACACAAGUACCCUUCAGGUGUUACUAGAAGGCGUCCAUGUUUAUUGUUUUUUAAAAACAGCAUAGUUUAUCCUUGUUGAAGCGACAUCCAUGCAAUCUUUUAUCUAUAUUUAACUUCCAAAUAAAGACAUUAAAAACAAAAAGAAUGCUUGGCACUCUCUAACAUCCAGUAGCUUACUGAGUUAACAGGUGCAGGUCAGACUCUUGGCUACAGUGAGAGGCAGCUUCUAGGCAGAGUUGCUUAAUGAAAGGGUUUGCAAUACUUUACAAACCAUUACCUGUACCUGGCCUGGCCUCCAAAAUAUUAACAUUCUUUUUUCUGUUGAAACUCGUGAGUGUAACUUUCAUACCACUUGAAUUUAUUGAUAUUUAAUUGUGAAAACUAGCAUUACAUUAUUAAACGAGUUCUAAAAUCAAAACAUACUUAAUCUGAUACCGAGGAAGGGAGGGAGUAGUUAUAAGCAAAUUAAAACAAAUUUUGAGAGAUAGAGCAAAAGUAAAAUCAUUCUAUAGGAAGGAUGUGUUUAUUUCUUAACUCUUGAGUUCUUUUAAAAUUAGACCCUAAAUUAUGCAGUCAAGGGUGUGACCAAUUCCACAUGAGUGUCACCUGUACAUUUUAUUAUCACUACCUCCAGUUCCCAAGGCAGGGAAGAAGAGGGGAAUAGUCGAAGCAAUAUGACUGGCUAGGUUUGGGCUGCUGUUUUUCCUGGACCUUUAUGCCAAACUACAUAAACACUUCUUGGAGUUCCUGAUUUACACUCAACUUUGAUCCCUGGACCCUAGGGCCAUUAGUUUCCUUAAAGCAGUCCUGCUGGUGGAUGAGCAGGGAAACUUGUACACCCUGGAGGCCAACUGGUAGAGGGUGCCUGCCCUGGCCCCAUCAGACUGUCCCAGCUGGGGUGGGGGUGAGGAUCAUAGUGAUUUCUUUUUAAAAGCUAGUGUGACUAGUGAGAAUGGAUGUCCAAGGGCUUUUCUCUUCCUCCCCUGAGUCCAUGAUUCUUCAUUUGUGAUCAGGGUUGGGGUAACUUCAGCUUGGUGAUCAUAUCUUCUUCUUACAAACCAAUCCAGCCAAGAUAUAUGUGCUUUUCUAAACAGCUUGUAAAAGCAAAAACACAAUGUAUACACAUAUAAAACUUUGUGUGUUUUUUUGGUUUUUUUGCUUAUAUACUUCACUCAGGUGGAGAACAAGGUAUGAAAGCCAUUAUAUGGUGUCCCUUGGGGACCAUGCCGUAAGUCCAGGGUGUUCCCAGUAUACCCACAAGACAACAUGUUCAAAACUUCAUCACCUGGUCCCCACAAACCUACACCCUCUUCCAUUCCCUCACUCUGGUAAAAGCAAGCCAUCUUCUCCAGCUGCCCAAGGCAGAAGCCCAGGAGUGAGCACAAUGCUGCCCUUUCCCUUGCUUCUGACUUCUCAUCAAUCCUAUUAGAACUACGGACUGCACCCCACAUCUCCUCCAUCCCCACGACCACUGCCUUCAUAUGAACUGCCUUUCCUGUCCCCUUGACUUUCAGUGGCUUCCUUUUUUGCUCAUCUGUCCACUUUCUUCCCCUUCCCUCUCUCCAUCCCCCUUUUUUUCACUCCAUAUAGUCAUCAGAAAGAUCAUCAGAACAGGCAAAUGUGACCGUAUUAUUUCCCUCACUUAUCUUUGUAUGCCGUUUAGAGUGAUUUUUAAGAGCAUGCACUUUGAAAUUAGGAGAACCUGUGUCUGAAUCCUGAUUUUGCCAUUUGUAUGACUUGUCAGGUUAUUUAAUCUCUUUGAGCCUGUCCCUCCUCAGUGAAAUAGGAAUAAUAAUACCUACCUCAUAGAGUUGUUGUGAGGAUUCAGUGAGAUGGACUGUUUCUAAAGUGUGUAGCACAGUGCCUGGCACAUAGUGGGUGCUCACAUUGGAGCACACUAUUGUUCCUAUCCCUGCAGGUGUGAGUUUUACAUCCUUUCCAAGAGGCAUUUGCUAAUAACCCUAACUACCGCCUAUCCCUGUGACACUGUAUUCUGCCUCAGCACCUUGUUUAUUUCCCUUGUAGAUAUUUUCUAAAUCUGUAUUUUAUUUAUUUGUUGGCUUUUUGUCUAUUUCUCUACUAGAAUGUAAGCUCCCUGAGAGCAAGGAUGUGUUUGUCUGAUUUCCCGUUACAGCCCCAGCGCUUAGCUGAGUGACUGGCACCUAGUAAACACUCAGUAACUGCUGAACAAAUGGAAUAAUGGUCAAAAGGCUCUUCAUGAUCUGAUCCCUACUUCUCUGUCUGGCCUCAUCCUGCCACUAUCCUCAUUGCACCUUCAGCUCAAGAAAAACCUCUUUACGUGCUUCUUUGAAGUGCCCCUUGGGCCUCCGUGUCUUUGUACCUGUUGUUCCCUUUGCCUGAAACACGCUUUGCCUGCCCAUCUACAUGGUGAAUUCCUAAUCAUUGGUGAAGUCUCAGCUCAAUGGCUACCUCCUCUGUGAAGUUGUCCCUGAUUUCUCCAGGCAGAUGUUCUUUCCCUCCUUCCCAGUUCCCACUGCACUUUGUAAAUACCUCCAUGGAAGCACUUUAUUGUAUUGUAUUGUAAUUUUUUUUUUUGCAUGUCUGUUUCUACUAUUAGACUGUAAGCACCGUAAAAGCAGAGAUUGUGCUUUUUCAUCCUAAUGUUCCCAGAGCCUAGCCCAGUGCCUGGCACAUAAUAGCUUGUCAUUAAAUAUUUGUUGAAUGAAUCUGUGAAUGAACAAGAGUCAUGCAAUUGAAAAAGUGUUAGAAGCUGUAUGUAUUAUAAAGGAAAGAAAUGCCCUUGGUGGCUUCCAGGGUUUUUUUUUGUUUUUGUUUUUGUUUUUGUUUUUUUGUCUAAAAAGGAGAUCUAGAGAGUGUUAUACAAUCUCUUUGAAUAUAGGAUCAAUUGUUUGGAUUUUUAAAAUAAUAUAGAGCUUCAUAAAUAAUUGCAAAGAUAUAAACAAGCUUUGUGAUUUCUCAAAUGCUAUGAAGUCCAAAAUAAGUAUUUGCACUAUUAGUAUUUCCAUAGUAAAUGCUAUGAGAAUAUGUACAGCAAUAAAUUUUGAAGCUUUAAAA